Sesamum indicum (sesame) is the source of this 2073-nucleotide messenger RNA. RefSeq lists its product as uncharacterized. Lineage: Eukaryota; Viridiplantae; Streptophyta; Magnoliopsida; Lamiales; Pedaliaceae. The record is from RefSeq and is a predicted model, not a curated record.
CUUUUCCAUUUUGUCUUCUUUUUCAUAGACUUACGUGUACGUUUGAAGUUCCGUCUCUAUGUUUGUCAGCUCAAUUUGGUAUUUCUUUCUUUGUUUUUGUGAGUUGCGUUGAGGGUGAGGGGUAUAUGUAGUGGUAAUGUAUCUACCUUUGGUACUUAUUGUAAGGCUUGUCAAAAUUAACUUUGAUUUCUGAUGGUUAGGACUCUGGACUCUGUAUAUAUGAAGUGAACAAAUUUUCUAUUCUGGUUGUGUGAGGUGGGAUUUGAUGGAUGUUAUGAUAUGUUAUUCUUCACAGCAACAGAUCCUGCAGAAUUUCUUGUUUGUUUGUUUUGAUGAUUUCGACCUGAUUGGAUUUUCAGUUGCCAAUUUAACAUUUUACCAUCUACUCCACUUGUACUGGGAGAUUGUUCUUUUGGAUAUUGAAAUUUGAUGAAGAAAAGGAUGAAUGAUGGCACUGGCCGAAGCUAGGGCUGCUUGGCAGAGGACAGCUAACAGAUGCUUCGUCCAAGAAGAUGCAAAAAGAGCUCCCAAAUUAGCUUGUUGCUCGUCAGUGACCCCUUCUGUUAAACAGGCUGAAACAGGAACUAAUACUGCAGCUGCUGGCCAAGAUACCCCUAGCACAGGAUCUCUGCCUCUUAAUCUGCCUUCAUAUUCUAAUUUAUCCCCCAACUCAAAAUGGUGGCUGCAGCUCCAGCCAAGUUAUGUCUAUCAGAAGGGUUUGAUGGAUGAACAGUUUAAUUCCUUGGAAGCUAAUAUGGGAACCUGCCAAAUGCAAGAAUCCUUAGGAGCCCUUGCUAGGAAAGAAGAUGAUCCUGGCCUUUCCAAUCAGAUGACUUCGAACACAUUUUCCUCUGAUAGUCAGUAUAGAAGCUUCACAACUGGUGAUAAGAAAGUUUUUGGGGUCAAAGAAGAUGUUGGAGAACUAAAACUCGGAGGUCUUGUUGGUGAUGAGGUUUUGAAAAAUGCCAACGAGCUUUACCUUGAUUCAGAGUCGUCUUGGAUAGGGGGUGAGAGAAAUACUCCUUGGUGGCGAACUGCAGAUACAGGUGAAUUGGCUUUUUUGGUUUCAAGGAGUUUGCUUGACCAUAUAGAGAAUUGUGACCUCCCCAGUCCUCAGAAUGCCUGCGUCAAGAAGGAUAUGGAUGUUAAUACAUGCUCUUUUGGCCAUGAUAGAAUUCCCAGCUCAUUGCUAGACCCAAACCUUAAAUCUGGGAGUCCCCACCAUUUUAGCACUCAUCUCCAUCCACCAGGCAGCCUGACUGCUGAAAGUGCUUGCAAGAACCUUAGCAUGCUAGAUCAAGCUCAAUUAGCGUACAGUACAAACAAGCCAUUAAGGGAUAUGCCAACCCAUGAAAAGAUGCAUAUGUUGGAGAAUGAUGCAACAAAGGCUCAACUAAUGGAAGCACUAUGUCAUUCUCAGACACGUGCAAGGGAAGCCGAGAGAGCAGCAACACAAGCUUGUGCAGAGAAAGAGCAUGUUGUCAAACUUGUAUUUAAACAGGCAUAUCAGCUUUUCGCCUAUAGACAGUGGCUCCAACUUCUGCAACUGGAGAACAUGUAUCUCCAUUUCAAGAACAACAAAACUCAGUCAGUAUCCAUUGUCUUCCCGAUAAUGUUCCCUUGGACACCUCGAAGAAGUAGGAAAAUGCUGAAGAAUUGGCAAAAGUCUCCCAGUAGAAAAGGGGCCAAACGAUCUUACCAUCAGCAUGAUGUUAACAAAUAUGCAGUUGCUUUUGCAAUAGGGUUGGGACUAGUUGGCGCGGGAUUCUUACUGGGAUGGACGGUCGCGUGGAUGCUACCGACUUGGUGAAGUGUGGAAGGUGGUAGACGUACUCUAAUCUUGAGCAUGUUCUGGAUUUUAUGUUUAUAUAGGGGUCAAAUAUUGGAGCUGUAUCUUGCCGCCACAUUCUUGUACAUGACAAGUAAUGUAUGUUUAAAUUUGAGAUUUUCUUGGCUUCUCAGUUUUUCCUCCUCAUCGGCAUGCUUUCAUUUAAAGUUUGUAAAAUGACUUGAUGAGGAUUGUGUAUAUAAAUUGAGUUGAGCUAUGGGAUGUAGUUGUUUUGGUCUGGUUAA